GCGACAACAACAGACAGAAACGGAGACACGGGGUUUAUGCGAGAACUCAAUACAUCAAAUAUCGCCAUUUAAAUUAUAAUAAUAAUAAUAAAAAUAAUAAUAAUAAUAAAAAGGAUUCAACUUCCGGCGGCUAUGAACUGAAGCCACUUCUUCGAGAAUCCUUCAACAGCUUCUCAUUCGGUUUCGGGUUUAUUUUUUUAGUGCUUAAAACUUUUGCACUAGUAAAAAAACGCGCGUUUGUUUCGAGAUUUGUGAGUGUUUACAAAUAAAAAAUAAUAAUAAUAAGAAGAAGAAGUCGUGAAAGAAGACGUCAUGGUGCUGAAAUCAGAGGACGGAGUCGUGCCAGACGACCUCACUCCUGAGGAGCAGCAGGAGCUAGAGAACAUCCGGCGACGCAAGCAGGAGCUGCUGGAGGACAUUCAGCGUUUGAAGGAUGAGAUAGCCGAAGUGACCAGCGAGAUCGAGAACCUGGGCUCCACUGAGGAGAGGAAAAACAUGCAGAGGAACAAGCAGGUGGCGAUGGGCCGCAAGAAGUUCAACAUGGACCCUAAAAAGGGGAUUCAGUUCCUGAUUGAAAAUGAUCUUCUGAAGAACACCAGCGAUGACAUCGCUCAGUUCCUCUACAAGGGCGAGGGCCUGAAUAAGACAGCAAUAGGGGACUACCUUGGAGAGAGAGAUGAUUUCAACAUCAAGGUGCUGCACGCGUUUGUGGAGCUGCACGAGUUCACCGAUCUGAACCUUGUUCAAGCGCUCAGGCAAUUUCUUUGGAGCUUCAGACUGCCAGGUGAGGCACAGAAGAUCGAUAGGAUGAUGGAGGCUUUUGCCCAACGUUACUGCCAAUGCAACCCAGGAGUCUUCCAGUCCACUGACACAUGCUACAUCCUUUCCUUCGCCAUCAUCAUGCUGAACACCAGCCUUCACAACCCCAACGUGAAGGACAAGCCCGCGGUGGAGCGUUUCAUCUCCAUGAACAGAGGAAUCAAUGAGGGUGGAGACCUACCAGAGGACCUGCUACGAAACUUGUACGAGAGCAUCAAGAACGAGCCAUUUAAAAUCCCAGAGGACGACGGCAACGACCUCACACACACGUUCUUCAACCCUGACCGAGAGGGCUGGCUUCUCAAACUGGGAGGUGGACGUGUCAAAACUUGGAAGAGACGAUGGUUCAUUCUCACAGAUAACUGCCUCUACUACUUUGAGUACACUACAGACAAAGAACCCAGAGGAAUCAUUCCUUUGGAAAACCUGAGCAUCCGAGAAGUAGAGGACAAGAAACCGAACUGUUUCGAGCUCUUCAUACCGGACAAUAAGGAUCAGGUGAUCAAGGCGUGUAAAACGGAGGCAGAUGGCAGAGUGGUGGAGGGCAAUCACACAUUUUACCGCAUCUCUGCUCCUACCACUGAGGAGAAGGACGAGUGGAUCAACAGCAUCAAGGCAGCGAUCAGCAGGGACCCAUUCUAUGAGAUGUUGGCUGCCAGGAAGAAGAAAGUCUCCUCUGUGAAGAGGCACUAAAUCUGCUCAGGGCUGUGUGAGAGAAUUGACACUUGACACUUGAACGGAAUGAAACUGGUCUCCUUCCUGCUGCUUUCCCCCUUUCAGUAAUGUAGUAUACUGGGACAGAAUGAGGUUCAAGGACUAAGUAGGACAUUGGAGAUUGGACAAAGCCAGGACUAGACUCUGUAGUGCUCAGCAGGAACUGUGCCUCUGCUCCAAUUCCUGUUUCAGUGUCCCUCAACUUUCCUUCAACUCAAGUUGUGUUUGUGUUUAAAUGUCCCUCAACUCUCCUUUUCCUGUCUGUGUGUGUGUGUGUGUGUGUGUGUGUGUGUGUGUGUGUGUGUGUGUGUGUGUGUGUGUGUGUGUGUUAAGGGCAUUAUUCUUCUCUUAAUCCCCAAAGAAUCCAUCUUAGUCAUAAUGCAAAACCAAAACGCACAUCUUUUCUACCCCCACUCUGUCUCUUUUUCUCUUAAUUUCUCUAUCUCUUUUAAACAUGCCUUUACACACACACACACACACACACACACACACACACACACACACAGACGUUCUUGUUUAAUCAGCAGGUCUGACAGAAUGUGGGUUACCAAAAAAAGGUCUCUCCUUGAUUUCCUAACAGGAAAGACCUUCUUGUAUGCUUUUUUUGUUAUGUACAGGCAAUAAGUGUAUUUUUUACAUUUCUAUAUCCUCUGUAUAUUCUCUUUUGACUCUCGUCGUUUUGAUAAAUGUCACUGAAAUGCACCACAUGGCAUUCAUGAGAACUGGGUGAGGCUAUGGUUAGUGUACACAAUGUAGAAUAUAAGGUAGAUUUACUCAUAAACUAUUCAGCCAAAAGUAUGUGGAAACAUGACUGUCACCCAUAUGUGGGUUUUCCUAAAACUGUUGGCACAUGGUGUGAAGCACACAGUUGUCUCUCGUCUUCUUUGGCUCAUUAAGAUUUCACUUCACUGGAACUAAGGAGCUUUAACUUGUUUCAGUAUGACAAUGCCCCCGAGUAUGCAGAUUAAACACCAGAGCUUCUCGCUCCUUGUAAGUGACAUUGUGCUUGUAACCGAAUGGGCAGAAAUCCACCCAGUUCUGGUCCAAAUUUCCAGAAGGCUGUUAUAGCAGCAAAGACGAGAAAGAGCAACUGCUUAUGAAUGCUGUUAGAUUUAGACUGGGAUUUCCAGCAAACGCUAUAUGGGUGUGAAUGAAUCCAUGUACUUUUGGUCAUACAGUAUGGUGUAUGUCAAGCUAAGAGUGUGUGCGUGCGUGCACGUGUGUGUGUCCAGUGUCUUGGAUGCUAAAAGGCUGAACUGUUUUUGAAAUAGCACUCAUGUUCCUUUGGGCUGCUUCGUGAAUGCUGACCGUGUCAUUUGUACUGAAACACUGCAAAUUGUGUCGAGUCCCAAACUCUUCUGCUGUCUAAUACUUUACGUCACAAAUCAUUCUCAAAUUUAAAAGCAGAAAAAAAACAACCCCCAAGUUCGUUUGACAUCAUCACAGACAGGACAGCCGUCACACUUGAUGUAACUUGUGCUCUAAAUAGCUUACUGACCACAGAGUGUCCCAUUUUUAUUGUACCUGUUUUUCUGUUCUGCUUAUUUACAGUUUUAACAAGCUAGCAGUUUCUAUUCUCUGAGAAAAGUCAUACAUCUGAGCAGUAUUGGUUUAUUUAUCAAAGAUGUAAUAUACUUUAGUGUAUAGUGAGUAUCUUUCUGCAUUUUAUAAAAAAAAAAUAUAUAUAUAUAUGUAUGUGUAGCGAAUACAUUAUUAGCUGAGUGCCAUUUUUUUUUUUUUUCUUUCUUUAACUUGGUUCCUGUUGAAAGUGUACCUUUUGGCCUCACUGGUGUGUGUGAGCUCAGUAAUUUUUUUGUAAAAAAAAUAAAUAAAUAAAAAACAAAUCAAAAGUUAAACACCAAA
This is a messenger RNA of Tachysurus vachellii, 3396 nucleotides long. It is a transcript of the gene cyth1a, whose product is annotated as cytohesin 1a. Lineage: Eukaryota; Metazoa; Chordata; Actinopteri; Siluriformes; Bagridae. Gene Ontology annotation, biological process: regulation of ARF protein signal transduction. Bases 313 to 1512 code for a protein of 399 amino acids. Gene Ontology annotation, molecular function: guanyl-nucleotide exchange factor activity. The record is from RefSeq and is a predicted model, not a curated record. The transcript is spliced from 13 exons.